AUGGGUCGCCCUGUCCAGACCGUCAGCUCCCCCGACAUCACAGAGUUCCUUAAGAUUCAGUACACGGGCGCCAUCCAGUACCCCCUCUGCGUCACCUUCAUCAAAGUCUCCAUCCUCUACCAAUAUCGCCGCCUAUUCCCCAACCACGACUUUAAACUCAUGACUUCGUUCCUGAUUGCCAUUAUGGUCAUGUGGUGCACUGCAGUCAUGUUUACUGGCGUCUUUAUGUGCACGCCCAUCGCCAAGGUCUGGAAUCCUGCUAUUCCUGGCAAGUGCAUUAGUCUGGUCCCUUUUUACUAUGGCAUGCAGAUCCCUAAUGUGGUUACCGAUCUGUGUAUUUUGCUACUGCCUUUUCGCGAGAUUCAGAGGCUGGAGUUGCCGAAGAAGCAGAAGUUGGGUGUUGCGGUCACUUGUUUGCUUUGGGUCAUGUAA
Molecule: messenger RNA, 432 nt
Organism: Aureobasidium vineae
Lineage: Eukaryota; Fungi; Ascomycota; Dothideomycetes; Dothideales; Saccotheciaceae
Source: the annotation of a GenBank genome assembly